Dentiscutata erythropus is the source of this 814-nucleotide messenger RNA. Lineage: Eukaryota; Fungi; Glomeromycota; Glomeromycetes; Diversisporales; Gigasporaceae. The record is from the annotation of a GenBank genome assembly.
UACUGUUCGAUGUCUUCAAAUUAUAAUGCCACAAAAUGUUAAUACGAAUCCUAAUGAGCCACCAAUUGUUGAACCACCAGUUCCUUUAAUAGUUACAGGUUCAAGAGAUUCCACUUUAAAAGUUUGGCGCUUGCCAAGCCUUGAAAAAAAUGAUCCUCAUUAUCAGCCUACAAUUCCGUCAUCGCCAUCCGACAAUUCUCAAUAUACGGACAAUAAUCCUUAUUUUGUUCGUACGCUUCAGGGACAUUCGCAUUCAAUUCGAGCUUUAGCAGGAGUUGGAAACACUUUAGUAAGCGGAAGUUACGACUGUUCUGUAAGGGUUUGGAACAUUAUGACUGGUGAAUGCCUUUGGCGAUUAAUCGGACAUACACAAAAGGUAUAUUCUGUCGCUUUAGAUGCAAAACGAAAGAGAUGUAUGAGUGGAAGUAUGGAUGGUACAGUAAAGGUAUGGAGUUUAGAGGAUGGGACAAUUGUAUGGACUUUAGAAGGUCAUUCUUCCCUUGUCGGUCUUCUCGAUCUUUCUCAUGACUAUCUUGUUUCCGCUGCUGUUGAUUCUAGCCUUCGCAUAUGGAAUCCUGACGAUGGAACUUGUAAACAUGUUUUGACAACACAUUCUGGUGGUGCUAUUACAUGUUUCCAACAUGAUGAGAGCAAAGUCAUAUCAGGAUCUGAUGGAACUCUUCGAAUGUGGGAUGUUAAGACAGGUCGUCACCAACGAGAUUUAUUAACUGGUUUAAGUGGAGUCUGGAAAGUUAAAUUCGAUGAACGGAGAUGUGUUGCUGCAGUUCAAAGAAAUUCUGUAACGUGGUUUGAU